This is a messenger RNA of Carassius gibelio (silver crucian carp), 780 nucleotides long. Its product is annotated as protein lin-52 homolog. The record is from RefSeq and is a predicted model, not a curated record. The transcript is spliced from 6 exons. Lineage: Eukaryota; Metazoa; Chordata; Actinopteri; Cypriniformes; Cyprinidae. Bases 118 to 483 code for a protein of 121 amino acids. Gene Ontology annotation, cellular component: DRM complex. Gene Ontology annotation, biological process: regulation of DNA-templated transcription.
AGCAUCUCUAUCAAUGCAGCUAGUUCAGCUGGGUCACACUAAUACAAACAGCUUAGUAAACAUAACAUAACCUUCCUCCAUCGUGACUUGUCAUAACAUUAUUAUGUCCUGCAUAACAUGGGGAUUGUUGCUCACCCACAAUAUAAUUGCACUUACAUCUGUGGUGAGGACUUUGAAUCCUCUCUGCUAAGUUUUGAAAAACUUGACCGAGCUUCACCUGACCUGUGGCCGGAGCAGUUACCGGGUGUCUCUGAAUUUGCUGCAUCCUUCAAAAAUCCUAUCACAAAUUCUCCGCCCAAGUGGAUGGCUGAACUGGAGACAGAAGAUAUUGAAAUGUUGAAAGAAUUAGGAAGUUUGACCACAGCAAAUCUGAUGGAGAAGGUGAAGGGACUGCAGAAUCUUGCUUAUCAGUUGGGUUUGGAGGAAUCUCGAGAAAUGACAAGAGGGAAAUUCCUGAACAUCUUGGAGAGACCCAAAAAGUGAAGACCCAGAUGGUGACCGCUGACCUGUUGGCUCAGUGACCAGUUGAUUGUGAGCUUGUAAGGCAGAACACAGUAGCAUGAUACGCUAAAUUUUAAAGACUUUCACUAAUAUUCAACUGAUUUUGGGGUCAAAAAACCAUAACACCAUAAACAUUUUUUGUAUAUAUGUUUAAUAGAGUAGAAAGGCAAGGAUAGUGCUGUGCUUUUCAGUAAAUGUUCAUUAAUGUAUUUAUUUUUAACUUUACAGUUUAAUACAGCUUCAAUUGUUUUAAUAAAAAUACAGUGUUGUUUAAAUAAA